Penicillium cosmopolitanum is the source of this 3927-nucleotide messenger RNA. RefSeq names its product WD repeat WDR12/YTM1 family ribosome biogenesis protein. The transcript has 5 exons. Lineage: Eukaryota; Fungi; Ascomycota; Eurotiomycetes; Eurotiales; Aspergillaceae. The record is from RefSeq and is a predicted model, not a curated record. Bases 1 to 3927 code for a protein of 1308 amino acids. Gene Ontology annotation, molecular function: protein binding. Gene Ontology annotation, biological process: mitotic spindle assembly checkpoint signaling; ribosome biogenesis; endoplasmic reticulum to Golgi vesicle-mediated transport. Gene Ontology annotation, cellular component: RZZ complex.
AUGUCAUCUGAGAGUGAAGUCUGUCAGGCUGUCCUAGGCUUCGUUACAGAAGGUGCCUAUCCCGAGGAAAAACUUGUUGCGGCAGAAUUCCCAGCGACAGCUCUUGCGAAAGAGCUGGAGCUUAUCGCGCAAGCUCGUGAACAGGUCGAGAAUGAAAUCAGCUCCUUGAGUCGCGAGAACACCUUCGAUGCCGACGAAUGGAUCGUCCAAGCAAAACAACUACAUGCGGAUAUCGAGCGCUCCCGAGUGACGGCGCGGGAGAUUGUCGAGCAACAUGAACAGACAGAUCCCAUUCGGUCCAAGGUCGAGGAUGCCAGCGCGAAAGUAGAACUGAUCGAGACCGAAAUAGCCUUCAACGAGGCAGUGGCAGGCACAUUAGAGGUGGUACAGCGACUAUGCCAGCAAUUGGAGGCUGCAAGAGCUUCUCUGGCUAGCGGUAAUAUUACAGCUGCUAUCGAACAGCUGGAGGCUAUCCAGGCAGCGCUCGGGGACAACACUUUCUUUGCCAAUACCAACGUAAUGAGCAUACUCACCAUCGAGGGUUCUCGUCUAAGGCAAGAGAUUGAAGAAGCAGUCCGCCUGCGCUGGUCUCAACAACUUAAUGUGGACCAAAAAAAUGGCGAGUUUCGGAUCGAGAAGGCUCAGGGUCCAGACUCUCUGCAAAGCACCAUUUCGUCUCUUGAACAACUAGGUACUUUCGCGGCCGUCAAUGAGAAGUUCCAGCAAGACCUCAUUACAACAAUUAUUGAUCCAAUUCUACAACCUCGCCGUGACGGCAACAGUCACGCUGUUACAGUCACGGAAGCUGGUAUUCACCUUGAUUCAGAAUCAUCAAAGGCAGCUGUUGCUGAAACCUUGGAUCGCAUUACCCGAGUUCUGGAUUACCUGCGACAGAACCUACCGUGUUCGAUUUCGGAUACGAUUCCUCAGUCCUUUCUCCCAGCUAUUGCUUCAAAAACGAUUUCAGGGUGGCUGUCUCCUGCCAUCCCAACCGACCUCAGUGGACUCGAUAAAUUUGAGGAAACACUGGAACUUGUCCUACAGCUUACAAAAACCAUCGAAUCGUGGGGCUGGUCCGGACACGAAGAGCUGAGUGGUUGGAUUAACCAGGCUGCUCGUUUGUGGCUGGCCAAGCGCCGGGUUGACUCGCUUGAUCGUGUGCGCAAAGUCCUUGCGGCAAGCACAGGCAGCACUAAGCAGGUUGAGCGAGUGGAGAAAGAAACUGUUACCCAGGCCGAUGAAGCGCUGUUGGAGAAUGCCAACACCGACGACUGGGAUGCAGAAUGGGACGAUGAUAAGGAGGAACCUAAUACCGGAGAAAGCGCCACUCAUGCCGAGGAAGAUGAAGAAGAUGUUAGUGCUUGGGGCUUGGACGACGAUGCUCAAGAUGACGCCAAGCCUCAAGCAACGGCCUCGACUAAUGAUGACGACGACGCCGACGAUGCCGACGAUGCCUGGGGAUGGGGCGAAGACGAAGAAGACAGUAAAUAUGAGCAGAACGAUCAUUCGCAUACUACUCCCUCAUCGAAGCCGACGACCAAGGAAAAGAACGAUGUGCAGCCGCGCGCGGAAAAAGAGGUGGUUCUGAGAGAGGUUUACACCGUGACCGACAUACCAGAGUCGGUUUUAAGGAUUGUUCUGCAGCAGAUUACGGACUCCAAGGACAUUUCUCAGCCACCACAUUCCACCUCCCGUGUUGCUUCCUCUGGCCCUGGUCUUCUUGCAUUGCCCACGUUGAUCCUGGCCAUGUUCAAGGCCACAUCCUCUUCGUUUUAUUCACUCAAACUCAACUCUGGGCAGAUGUAUCUCUACAACGACAGCUUGUACCUUGCAGGUCAAGUUCGUGAGUUGAUAGAGGAACAUGACCUUUCCAGACUCAGCUCCGAUGUGGAAUCCCUCGAAAAAUUUGGUAAACUUGCAUACAGUAAGGAAAUGCAAACGCAGAGUACUAUUGUCACAGACCUGCUUGAUGGAGCUCAAGGCUUUGGACAAUGCUCUGAGCAGCCAUACAGAUCAGAGUGUCAGAAUGCUGUGAGCGCCGCUGUUGACAGGAUCCGUGAUGUCUACAAAGAAUGGCAACCGAUUCUAUCGCAUUCCGCCUUGCUUCAGUCCAUCGGCUCUCUGAUAUCUACCAUGACCAGCAAAGUCAUCAUUGAUGUUGAAGAUCUCGGUGAUAUCAGUGAAGACCAGUCGAAACAACUCGUCCAGUUCUGUAACCAAGUUUCCAAACUCGAGGACCUUUUUACGCCCGAGACAACAAGCGAUGCCGAUGCAGUACCAGUGACUGCCGUAUAUGUUCCCAACUGGCUUCGAUUCCAGUACCUGAUCAACAUCCUUGAAAGCUCUCUCGCCGAUAUCAAAUUCCUUUGGUUGGAAGGUGAAUUGGGUCUGGAGUUCUCUAUCGAGGAGGUGGUCGAUCUCAUUGAGGCUCUGUUUGCCGAAUCCGAUUAUCGACGUCGGGCUAUUUCAGAGAUUCGAUCUGCUGCCGAGCCUGUGCAGAGACAGGUUCGUGUACAACUCACGAGCAAGCAGGAGGACAUUUCCCUUCCUGAAUCCACCGGUCCCAUUCUCGUGCCUACUGGCCUGCGACGUUAUGCGCUGUCGACAUUGGUGAACAACCUUCUGAGCAGCGAGAAGCCGAUCCCAUUCGAAUUUUUGAUCAACGGAACUUUUUUGCGUACCUCGAUCGAUGAAUACCUGAGUGCCAAUGGCAUCUCCUCCGAGACGACUCUUGAGAUUGAAUAUGUUCGCGCUUUGAUUCCCCCGCUUCACAUUGCCUCGUUCCAGCACGAUGACUGGGUCAGCGCAACCGAUGUGCUCUCUGCAACUGCACCCGCCGCAACCUGGGCCUCUGGCGCUACUUUCUCCAAGGGCCAAGAGAGAAUUCUUUCCGGUUCUUAUGAUGGAUUCCUUCGUGUUUGGAACAUGUCCUCUGAGACUAUCGCCACUUCCCCUGCUGCCACCGAGGGUGGCCACACGGCCUCAAUCAAGGCUGCUAAAUUCGUGUCUCCCAACCAGAUUGCCUCGGCUUCCCUGGACCGCACCGUUAGACUGUGGAAGUACACCGAGGAGGCUGAUGGCUUCUCUGGAAAGAUUGCUCCUCAGCUCGAGCUCUAUGGCCACAAGUCCGGAAUCGAGUCUUUGGCCGUGCAUGCGCCAUCUCACCGUCUCCUGACUGGCUCGUCCGAUAACAACGUUGGAUUCUGGAGCACCAAGAAGGCCGAUGCUCCUGCUGCUCCGGAGAACUUGCUUCCUUCUAACGCUGCUCGCAACUCCAAGCGACGCAAGCUGAACUCGUCUGUCAGCACAGCGCAACGCGGUCCUCUGGCCCUUCUUUCGGCUCACACCGGCCCCGUUUCGGCUGCCAUCUUUGACGCCAGAGAUUCCACCGUUGGAUACUCUGCGUCCUGGGACCACUCCCUCCGCACUUGGGAUCUGGUUACCGCUUCACUGGUUGACACUCGUACUACUGCACACUCACUUCUCUCUCUGGAGCACCUUCCCGACCACAACCUUCUCGCAGCCGGUACCUCUGCUCGCCACAUCACUAUGAUUGAUCCCCGUGCCUCUGCUACCACCGUUGCUGCUAUGACUCUCCGUGGCCACACCAACGCUGUUGUCAGCUUGGCCCGUGACCCGCACAGCUCACACGGUCUAAUUUCCGGUUCCCACGAUGGAACUGUGCGCCUGUGGGACUUGCGGAGCACCAAGACCGACAAGGAAGGCAUUGUCGGUGAGAGUGUGUACUCCAUUCCCCGCAAGAGUCUCGAGGAUGAAGGCAAGGCGGACUCCAAGCGUGUCGGAGGAGAGGGCGUCAAGGUGUUCAGCGUGUGCUGGGACGAAACCGUGGGCAUUGUGAGCGCGGGUGAGGACAAGCGAAUCCAGAUCAACCGCGGUGAGGGUGUUUUGUCCUCGGCAAAGGAGUAG